This is a messenger RNA of Pygocentrus nattereri (red-bellied piranha), 7861 nucleotides long. RefSeq names its product phospholipase C, beta 3 (phosphatidylinositol-specific) (gene plcb3). The transcript is spliced from 34 exons. Gene Ontology annotation, biological process: lipid catabolic process; phosphatidylinositol-mediated signaling. Gene Ontology annotation, molecular function: calmodulin binding; phosphatidylinositol-4,5-bisphosphate phospholipase C activity; calcium ion binding. The record is from RefSeq and is a predicted model, not a curated record. NCBI's taxonomy places the organism in Eukaryota, Metazoa, Chordata, Actinopteri, Characiformes, Serrasalmidae. Bases 673 to 4428 code for a protein of 1251 amino acids.
CGUCUGUUCGUUUUUUCCCCUCACUUCCUUACCUCCCCCUGUCUCUCUCGUUCCCUGCCCUCCUCACCCUCUUUCUCUCUCCGUCUUGUUUAUUUCGAGAGAACAUGAAGGAAAAGAGCUAUUUCCAGCGGGGACGACGACGAGUUGAGUGAAGUGAAAGUUUAUCCGGAGCUUUUUUCUCUCGAAGCACAGGAAAGAAAGAGAAGAGGACAUCAUCAUUAAACAGGCGGAUAGAUGGAGGGCGGGAAGGAAAAGACCCAUUCAGCCGCUCGGAGAGACGAGAACAGACUAAAUGAAUAACAGCGUAGCGAAGAAGGAGUCAUACUAAACUGUGCACCGUCGACCAGCAACGGUUAAUGUGUGACCUCGGACGAGCGACGUCGGCAAAGUUAUAGUCAGUCUCUCUCUCUCUCUCUCUCUCUCUCUCUCUCUCUCUCUCUCUCUCUCUCUCUCUCUCACACACACACACACACACACACGCUCUCGCUCGCUCACUCAUUCUCACACACACACACACACACUCUCUCUCUCUCUCUCCCCAAAGUUUGUGAGCAGCCACUUAAACCCUCAGCGUCGCAACCUUGGCGUCAGUCAGGUUCUCUCCUUUCUCUCUCUCUGUUGAACUGAGGGCUCCGGUCAGGUCGCCGUAGCCACCCCGCUGCUGGAGCAGCCAUGGCCGGGGCCAAGCCGGGAGUACACACGCUCCAGCUCAAACCUGUGGUCGUCCAUGAAAUCCUCAAACGGGGAAGCAAGUUUAUCAAAUGGGACGAGGAGCCCAACAGUGGUCAGCCCACCCUAGUCAACCUGAAAGUGGACCCUUAUGGAUUCUUCUUGUACUGGUCGGUUGGAUCUAGCAUGGAGGUGGACAUUGUGGACAUCAGCCAUAUCAGGGACACCAGAACAGGGAAGUUUGCCAAGAUACCAAAGGACCCACGUGUGCGUGAAGUGUUGGGCAUCGGGAAAGGCGACGGGAACGCUGAUGGCAAGCUAGUAACUGUUGUCCAUGGCAACGAUCUGGUCAACAUCUCCUUCCUCAAUUUCCAGGCUAUGCAGGAAGAUAUUGCCAAGGUGUGGACUGAAGAGCUGUUUAAACUUGCCACAAACAUACUGUCCCACAAUGCCUCACGAAACAACUUCUUGCUCAAAGCAUACACCAAACUAACUCUGCAAGUGACCCAAGAUGGAAAAAUCCCUGUGAAGAAUAUUUUGAGGAUGUUCUCUGACAAGAGACGAGUGGAGGCAGCUUUGGAGCAGUGUGGCCUUGUGGCUAAUAGGGCAGAUGGAGUCAAGUCAGAAGAGUUUACGUGGGACAAGUUCCACAGCUUUCUAAAUAGCCUGUGUCUAAGGCCUGAGAUUGACCGCCUCUUCUUAGAACUUGGCUCUAAAGGGAAGCCCUUCCUGUCUCUGGAUCAGAUGAUGGACUUUAUCAACAAUAAGCAAAGGGACUCACGUCUGAAUGAGGUUCUGUACCCUCCCCUCAAACGAGAACAGGUCCGGCAGCUUAUGGAGAAAUAUGAGAGCAACCUCAACCAGCUAGAGAGAGAUCAGAUAUCUCUGAUGACGUUCAGUAAAUAUCUGGGAGGAGAUGAAAACGCAGUGGUUCCCUCUGAGCGGUUUGACAUUAUGGAUGACAUGAACCAGCCACUUUCUCACUAUUUUAUCAACUCUUCACACAACACCUACCUAACAGUGGGUCAGUUGACAGGGCUGUCUUCAGUGGAAAUGUACAGGCAGGUGCUGCUGACAGGGUGCCGCUGUAUUGAGUUGGACUGCUGGAAGGGCCGUCCACCUGAUGAAGAACCUAUCAUCACUCACGGCUUCACAAUGACAACUGAAAUCCCCUUCAAAGAGGUGAUUGAGGCCAUUGCUGAGAGUGCCUUCAAAAUCUCUUCCUAUCCCGUCAUCCUCUCCUUCGAGAAUCAUGUUGACUCCACGCGGCAGCAGGCUAAGAUGGCAGAGUAUUGCCGCUCCAUAUUUGGUGAUGCGUUGCUCAUUGAUCCGUUAGAGAAAUACCCGCUAGUCCCAGGUCAGCCACUGCCGAGUCCUCAGGAGCUAAUGGGGAAAAUCCUGAUAAAGAACAAGAAGAAGCAUCACCACCGAGCAUCCAAUGGCGGCAGUGUCAGACGCAGGGCGGGAGAGGGAGCAGAUGAACAAGCCUCGCCUUUGAACGAUUGUCCACUGAAUGAAGGUGAAGCAGGACAGGUCAUGUCCAAUGGGGGUGAGAAGCUGGCAGAGAGAAUGAGCAAAGACAGCGAUAUCCGCAAGUCCAUGGAUCGAGGAGAUGGAGAGAGUGAUGAAGAGGAGGAAGAAGAGCCUGUAACAGACCCCAAAAAACACAAUUCUGAUGAGGGAACAGCAUCCAGUGAAGUCAACGCUACAGAAGAAAUGUCCACGUUGGUAAACUACAUUGAACCAGUCAAAUUCAAAUCCUUUGAGGUGGCAAACAAGAGGAACAAGUAUUUUGAAAUGUCAUCCUUUGUUGAGACUAAGGGCAUGGACACAAUGAAGAAUUCACCCAUUGAAUUUCUAGAAUACAAUAAGAAGCAGCUGAGUCGGAUCUAUCCUAAAGGCACGCGAGUGGACUCCAGUAACUACGUGCCUCAGCUCUUCUGGAACGUGGGCUGCCAGAUGGUGGCACUCAACUUUCAGAGUCUUGAUUUACCCAUGCAGCUGAACUUGAGUGUGUUUGAGUACAACGGACGUAGUGGCUACCUGCUGAAGCCUGAGUUCAUGAGACGCACAGACAAACACUUUGACCCCUUUACUAUGAACAUAGUGGAUGGCAUUGUGGCUAACACUGUCAAGAUUAAGAUUGUAUCUGGUCAGUUCCUGACUGAUAAAAAAGUGGGAGUGUAUGCUGAAGUGGACAUGUUUGGGCUGCCUACUGACACCAGGAGGAAAUUCCGCACCAAAACGUCCAAUAACAACUCAAUGGACCCCCUCUGGGAGGAGGAGCCAUUUGUCUUUAAUAAAGUGGUGUUGCCCACAUUAGCAUCACUGAGGGUGGCUGUAUUUGAGGAGAAUGGUAAAUUCAUUGGGCAUCGGAUCUUACCAGUCGUGGCUUUACGCCCAGGGUACCAUUACAUUAAUCUGAAGAAUGAGCUCAAUCAGCCGCUUUUGCUAGCCUCACUGCUGGUGUACACUGAAGUCCAGGACUACAUCCCUAAUGAGCACCAAAGCUAUGCUGACGCUCUGACCAACCCAAUCAAGCAUGUGCUGGACCAGAGAGAGAGUCAGCUGGCUGUAUUCAUGGAGGACAGUAACGAUGUUACUAAGCGAGUGCCAGUAAAGCUGGAUGAAGGAGAGAAACCAGAAGCCAGUGCUGUGACAGUUGUUGAAUUCCCAAGUUUACCCCCUCCAACCCCUCCUCCAGUGGAUGUUGAGGUGAUACCUGCUGCCCCAGGGCCAAAAGAAGACCUGGUCAACAGUGUAUUAAGAGUGAUAGAGCCUCAGUCCAUAGAACAACUCAAGCAGAACAAGUCUUACCUGAAGUUGUUGACGAAACAUUGCAAAGAACUGAAGGAGCUACGCAAGAAGCACCUUAAAAAGGUGUGGGCUCUCAGCAAGGAGCAGAAGACAAGGUCUAACCAGCUAAACUCAGAUAUCCAGAGACGCAAGAGUCAGGUGGAGAAAAAGCUCCGCCUCAGCGUGAAGAAAAAUGAGCCGGAGGACUCUGUGCGGACAGAGCUUAGUGCACUGGAGGUGGAGUUAGAGAAGCAGACGGUGCAGCUGAGAGAGUGGCAGAUGCAGGAGCUGCUUGAACUUCGGAAAAAGCAGCACCAGCUGGAGAGAGAGAAGAAAUUCGACCACCUCGGAGAGUCAUAUCAGAAACUGAAAGAAGUUGCCCAGGAAUGCCAAGCAGCCCAAAUCAAGAAACUCAAGGAAAUCUGUGACAAGGAAAAGAAGGAGUUACAGAAGAUUUUAGAAAGAAAAAGGCAGAACAGCAUCAUUGAGGCACGAAAAGGGGACAAAGAGAAGGCAGAGUCGGAGCAGAAUGAAAUUAAUAAGAAGCAUAUCCAAGACUCUGUGAACUCACUGCGCAGGUUGGAUGAAUCGCAGAACAAGCGUCAGGAGAAGCUGGAAGUCCAACAGAAGGAGAUCUUGCGGAAAAUAGAGGAAGAGCAACCUGUGCAUCGGUUGCGUCUAGAGGAGGACUGUGACUCUGAGCUGCAGCGUCUGCCUGAAGAAAUCUGCCGUUACCUGCAGGGGGAACUAGAGAGCAAAGGCCUUCGCAGUGAUGCCCUGUGCAGCCAGCUGCCCAAUCAUGAUGGCCUCGGUUCAGGUCCACCCUCCAACUGCAGCACGCCCCCUUUCUCCUCUCCCAAUCACAGUUGGAGCCCCAGCCUGGACAAUAGCAGGGCUUCACUGGGUGACUCCUCUUCCUCCAGCACACCAGUCACUUCAGAGGCGGAGCUUACAGCAGUGUAGCUUCAAUUUAGUGAUCCUGUUAUUACUUGCUUGCUCUUUCUCCCUUAGGCCCUUCUCUUCAUUAUCACUGGAUUAUGGAUAAUGGAUUAUGGAUUAUGAUGAUAGAAAUAGUAUUACCCGAAGUUGUAUAAAUGUUUUUUUUAAAGGAUUUCAGUUAUUUUUUUACAGCUUUAUUGUUCAUGAAUUCCACACACUUACCCCUGUGUGAGGUUUUGGACAUCAAGCAGUCUUUUUGUGCUUCAGCUUGAAGUCUGCUGCUUCUUUUUUAUAUAUAUAUUUUUUUUCUUUUUAACCAAAAGUUAUGUUUGUAGCCAAAACUAUAACAGAUUGUUCUCUAAGCUUUAGCCAUAUGGGCAGUGUAUGUCGAUGACUAUGUGUCAAGCACCUGUGGAAGGGAGGGGAAAGUAAUGUUUAAAGAGAGAGAAUCUUUAUUUAUUUCUGUGGCAUAAGUGUGAAUGGGGGGAAAUUAGAACUGUAGUGCUCUGAGCUGUCCUGCAGGUGGCAGUGUAGCUUUAGCAGUAGCGUAAAUUAGUUGUGAGUCCUGUGAUGGAAACGCAAGGCUAAUGCUUAAUCUGAAUGGUACUUGUUUACAUAAUAAUGCACAGAUGGGCAAUCCUAUAAGCCACUGACUCCCCAUUCCCACAGGACAAUAAUGUUAAUUCUCACUACAUAUUUUUAUAGCAGGCAAAACACAUUAGUGUAACUGAUACUGUGUGUAUGUAUGUACUGAUAUGUGGGUGUUCUUAUAGAGAGCCAGAUCUGCAUGAGAUCAAUAAUGAGAUUUUUUUUUUUUUUUUUUAAUACUGCUCCUCUUUUAAUUUGAGCUUUGCACUCAAAUUUCAUUUACCAAUACAUAACCCACCCACCCAGUCUGCUUAUCUCCCUCUAUCUCUAUGUCUUUCCCUUCCUAUCCCUCCAUCUCUCCAUCUGUGGUGUGGCUUAAUCUAAUCCCUUCUCUUUAAUUCUGUGUGUAAUUGGUGUGGAUAUCUCAUGCACUGCACUUCCUCAAAACCACUACUACUGUUUAGGAAACUUGCACACAUUUUUUAUGUCAUUCUGCGCAGUAGCGAGUGAUUUCAGCAAAAACUCAUCGCAGUGUACUUCUGAAACCCUUGAUGGAUGUGCCAAAAUCUGGCCCACAAUUCAGAGACGUUGAGUAUAUAAAAGGCCUUGUGGCAUCUAGAGGUCAGUUCUACUCAGGAUCAUAACCAUGUUACAUAACAUUCAGAAAAGUGCAGCAUAUGAGCUGAGCACCCUUGGGUAUGUACUGUCCAGCUGAUUUUGUUUUGGGUGUCAUUAGGCAUUCAUUUGGGUCUCUAAUGUCUGGUAUUUUCCUGUAAUCUAUGAAAAUGGAUGACUCAUUUUACUGUAAUCAGGGCUCCUAUAUCCCACAUUUGCUGUAUUGCACUCUCUUCUUUCGCAUUUUAUUCCCCAUUAUUUUCCCAUCAUCUCUUGCACUUCUGCCUUUUAAGGACCCCCUGCUUUCCUUCCACCACCAUAGGUCGAGUCAGAGGCCCCCCUUCAGAUUAAACCGCACAGAACUGCAAACGUGGAUGUGGUAUGAUGCGCAUACUCACAGCACGGUGCUAGCAAGCUGUUCCAGCUGAGGCUUGGUCCCAGUCCACUGUACCAAAGGAACAAAAGGCAUAUACUGCCCACUGCGCACUAAUUACGCCCUAAUGAUGUGCUGUAAUACAGCCACACAGUCAGUGCGUUAUGGGCUCUGACAAAGUAGCUACCUUUUUAUGUAUUUCAGAAAAUACUACGUGUGAUUAAACAAGUGAUGUGCUUGGUUAGUUUUAGGGGCUGUUACUUGCUUCGUUUAAUUGCAUAGGCAAAUGAUUGUCGGUUAGAGAUACUUAGAUGCAUAACAGAUGCACAGUAUGGUUUUCCCUGAUAAAGUAACAGAACCUACACGGUGCUGACUUAAAGCCCACAGGAGAAAGAUAAAGGUUUAGAAGUCCUAUAGGAAACUGUCAAGUCUGAAAUAAAUGUAUUUGUGUCUGUGGUUGCUGGCUGUUUGUAUGAAUGUACGAUGUUGCACCAGAUUGUUGCAGCUCUAAAGUCAGCCCCAAGUCUUUAUAAUGUGUUUGUGCAUGCAGUCAAAAGCUUUAAAGGCCUGUCUGAAGAAGACGAGAAUGGUACUUACUGUCAAAUGCUGUCUCAUGAUGUAUAAUGAAGAUUAUCGUUCAUGUUAAUGCUAUCAAAAAACCUUUAAUUUGUGUAUGUUAUGAAUUUUAUAUAUGGGUCGUUAUGUCAGUAUAAACAUUAGAACAGUAGCAGUGGUUACGGUAUAUCUCAAUCAUGUUAAUCAUGCAUAUGUAGUUUUAUGUAAAUUCUACUACUGACUAGAGGUGAAAUGGAGGAUUGUGUGUGUAUUUUUGUGCCUGUGGUUUUUUUUUUUAUAUACCAGUGAGGGGACCUUCAGGGUAUGUGAAAGAUGUCAGAUAUUUGACAUUUGAGGGUCUGUCCCCCUGUUUCCACAACACUCAUGCACACUUGCACACACUCUGGUAAUAUCCUCCAACUCCUCAAACUGUCACCUGCUGCCUAUCUGUCAUUUCAUUAUCGGGGGAGACAAAUGUAGGUCUUGUUUUAAGCAUCUAUUGAACAUUUUUACAGUUUUAAACACUUGAUUUGAAUGUGGCACAGAAAAUGCAUUUUCCUUAACUCUCUUAGUUUGAAUUUACUAGGGAUGUUUUUGAGCAGUGCUUAUGGGGACACUAAAGUGAGUUUUUCCAUGCAAAGUGAGGACCUUGUGGUUCUUUUGACAUUUUUAGAUUCUGUUCUCUGCCAGAUUCAUUUGUGCCGUAAAAUUAUUCAUAACUUAUAUUUACAUAUUCAUCAGUAAUCGGCUACGUCCUGGUAUUCUUACAUUGCUCUUCAAUUUUACCCUUGGUGCACUUUUACUUUGUUUUUACACUUUUUAUGUAUUACAUAGAUAUUACAAGCAGAUUUUAUAUCUAUCCCAUAGAUCCAGUCUGACGUAGUUGGUACAGUAUGUAGUUUAAUCUAGUUAAAAGGUGGCAUUUCUGUAAUAAUUUUGAAAAAUGAUUAUUCCUUCCGAAAGGGAGAGCAGGGGUUAUUAGGUUGACUUAAAGAGAAUAAUACUUUGUAGUACUUUGUAUUUGCUAUGAAAUGUAGGCUCGAAGGGAGAAUGAACACUUUCCCAAGGGCUAAUUCUGUUCUGCCUUGAGUCACAGCUUUAACCAAGUACAUGUGAUUUGCGUCCCUGUUUCAUUCUUUCUUGCUUUCUUUUUUCUCUCUUUCUCUUGCACUCAGAUUUCUUUCUUACUGAAACACUGUAUGUAGAGAAAGUACUGGUCUGCCUUGUGAAAGGGAAAAAUAAUUACUCUGGAUGUAAUUUUUAUUACCUUGAUAAAUGACAUGUAACUGUACAUUCAUUAAAUACAGAAUUUUGUCAAAAAUCUCA